AUGUCUUCAUUCACAGAAGAUGCGAUUCUCGAAACCAAUCAUGAUGCGGAUUCACCAAAUACGGUCACUCGUGUUGUGGUAAUUGCUAUUGAUCAAUCAAACUAUAGUCACUAUGCAUUUGAUUGGGCUGUAAAGAACUUUUUGAGAAAAGAAUCUGAUUUGGUUGCAAUAGCCUUGCAAGGAGAUGCUCGUGAAGAAAUUGUUCGAAAAGUUUCUGAAUUAAAUGCUGAUGGUUUAAUUAUUGGGUCUCGUGGCCUGGGAGUCAUAAAACG
This is a messenger RNA of Diversispora eburnea, 272 nucleotides long. NCBI's taxonomy places the organism in Eukaryota, Fungi, Glomeromycota, Glomeromycetes, Diversisporales, Diversisporaceae. The record is from the annotation of a GenBank genome assembly.